AUGGGCUGGGUGUAUAACCUCGACAAGCCCGAUCCACAAAGCGAAAUCUCCCAGGUCAUUGCCGUAUUGCUGGUGUUCACGAUCGCGGCCCUCCUAGCGGUUGCCCUGCGGUUCUACAUCCGAAUCCAUACAAAGAGAGCAUUAUGGCUGGAUGACUAUGCCGCGCUGUACAGUGCGAUCAUGACCGCUGGAUACUGUGCAUCUAGCAUACUUCAAACGCGAUGGGGUCUAGGUCUCCAUGCCGAGUAUUUUCCUACGGCCAAUGUGAAGCAAUUCAGUAAGAUACAAUAUGCUGGCGGCCCGCUAUACUCGAUGUCCCUGCUGGGGUUCAAGGUCUCGCUACUGGCGUCGUACCUCCGCAUCGGCGGAUUUGUGAAGAUGUAUCGAACGAUCAUUAUCGUUGCGAUUGCCGCCGUAGUGGUCAAUCAAAUCAUCUUCACAUUCCUCUUUAUCUUCCCCUGCAAACCUGUAUGGCAUCGAGUCCACUAUACCAGGUUUGACCUCGUCAUCAUCGCCCUCCCUCUGCCAGUCCUCUGGAACCUACAGCUCGGAAAACGCCAAAAGGUCGCCCUCUGCUGCGUCUUCGCCAUCGGCUUCUUCGUCACAAUCAUCCAGAUAAUCCGCAUCUUCACCAUCGCGCGACUAAAGACCUACACGGACAGCAAACCGGUGAUUCUCUGGUCCAUCGUCGAGAUCAGCCUAGCAGUAAUAAUCGCCUGCGUCCCAACCUACGGCCCCUACUUCCGCGUCUUCGUCUCAACCAUCAGCUCCUACCGCCGCCGCCCCACAGGACAAGACUACCCCCUCACGUCUGGGAAUCGGCAAACGACCCGGAAAAACGGCCUCAGCAGUCUGGGGCGAGAUGACGUCCCCGAGGGCUUGCGGCCGUACGAUAACAGCACGCCGCAUACGACGACGAUCUCGUCGUCGAAAGUGAGCCCGGAUAAUGACUCCGAGGAACAUAUCCUGGGAAACCCUCAGGGCAUGUUUGCCACCGUGGACGACCAGGAGAGGGGCAUUCAUAAGGUUAUGGAGGUUACGGUUGAGAGGAAUUAA
Molecule: messenger RNA, 1056 nt
Organism: Aspergillus pseudonomiae
Lineage: Eukaryota; Fungi; Ascomycota; Eurotiomycetes; Eurotiales; Aspergillaceae
Product: putative integral membrane protein (Pth11)
Exons: 6
Coding region: 1-1056 (351 amino acids)
Source: RefSeq, a predicted model, not a curated record